AUGUCAAAACUGGACUCUAAACUACUUGCUGUGACUCCGAUCACUGUCGACCCGCUCCAAAUAGCAAAAGAGUCCCUCAAGAUGUUUGAAGUAGAGGCUCGAAGGGUUGAUAUCGAUUUGCGCAUGAAGGUCGACCAGAGCUAUGAGGACUUGGGGUUGGAAUUCCUCGAGUUGGAUCCAUCGCGUCUUAAACAAGUCCUCAUCAAUCUCCUUACCAACGCCCUGAAAUUCACAAAAUCUGGGAACUUGAGGCACGUGACGCUCACAGUGAGCGCGUCAAUUGCAAGGCCUACAGACUCCACUUGCUCAGUGCAGUUUAUACCCCGGUCACAAGGACACGAGUACCAACAACCCCCCAAUCCCCAGGGCACAGAUCCGGUCUAUGUCCUAUUUGAAGUGAAAGAUACUGGCCAAGGCCUGACAGAAGAAGAGAUGAAAAGCCUGUUCCAGCGAUUCAAACAAGCAUCGGCUAGAACACACGUCAAAUAUGGAGGGUCUGGACUGGGCCUUUUCAUCAGCAGGAGGCUGUGCGAGAUGCACAACGGACAGAUCGGUGUCGCCUCGCUUCCCGGAGUUGGUUCGACGUUUGCGUUUUAUGUCGAGUCACGCCUACCCAGUGAGGCGUCCCUACGGGAGGCUAGGGCGACAGCGCGAACAGCCUUGAAAGCGACCAGCUUGCCCAUCACGAAAAGGGCAGAAUCCUUACAAAUAGGAACGGCGGAAGUCCCUUUGAAAAGCACGCCCAUAAAAGCCGCGACCACCAACGAAUCUGACUCCCCGGGCACGGAGGCGAAUGCGGAGACUCCCAAGAUCGAAGGUGUCCUGGUCGUGGAGGACAACUUGAUCAACCAGCAGAUUACGCGCCGAGGCCUUGCUGACCAUGGAUUCACAGUCGAUGUGGCAAACCAUGGCAUCGAAGCCUUAGAAAAGUUACGUGCCUCUGACCGAUGGCUUGGGGAUGGCCCCACCACAGUAGCCAUUUCCAAUGGCAAUUCCACGGCUGAUCCGUCGACAACUGCCCUCACAACUCCCACGACUCCGACGAAGUCGAACGCUCUGGGCCUCAAAACGGGCCUUAACCCUGCAAUCACGGUCGAUUUAACGCCGACGACGACACCAAACAAAUUCCCGCUGUCGCUCAUCCUCAUGGACAUGGAGAUGCCUGUCCAAGACGGCCUAACCUGCACGCGACAUAUUCGAGAACUUGAGCGGCAGGGUCAAAUCCUCGGAGGAAGCAUCCCCAUCAUCGCAGUCAGUGCCAAUGCGAGGCUUGAGCAGGUCCUCGAGGCUAAGGCUGCAGGCUGCGACGACGUGAUGAUCAAGCCAUACCGUAUGCCGGAAUUGAUUGAAAAGAUGAAGAUUGUAGUCAUGCAGGCCGAACAGAAGAGCCGGAUCCCCCAAGUCGAUAUGGCUGAAGCGAUUGAAGUAGUGGAUUCGACUGGUGCCGGCGGCCCUGGACCGCCAGCAGCCGCACCAUGA
This is a messenger RNA of Diaporthe batatas, 1479 nucleotides long. RefSeq lists its product as uncharacterized. NCBI's taxonomy places the organism in Eukaryota, Fungi, Ascomycota, Sordariomycetes, Diaporthales, Diaporthaceae. The transcript has 2 exons. Gene Ontology annotation, molecular function: transferase activity, transferring phosphorus-containing groups. Gene Ontology annotation, biological process: phosphorelay signal transduction system; phosphorylation. The coding region runs from base 1 to 1479 and encodes 492 amino acids. The record is from RefSeq and is a predicted model, not a curated record.